GAUUCAUCAGUGAAGUCGCGGCCCCGACUGGAGUCCACGACUUCUGUUGCCGCCACAUCCCAAGCGAGUGAAGCCUCCACCCCGAAGGACGUGCCACCUGCGGAGCCCGGUGCCCCCGCGAGCCUUGACUCUGUGGUUGAGGGGAAGGGCCCGGAAAAGAAGGAGAGAAAUGAUGAAACUCGUUUGUCUGAUGAUGAAUGUGAGACCCCGGAAGAGAAGAAGCUCUAUGCGCGGAUGGAGGCAAAGAUCAGGCGAAUGUGCACUCCCAGCCCGACCACCGGCAAGACCACGGCCAGCCCAACGCUGAUGAAGGAAUGGAAGGACAAGGGCUACACGCGGACCCAGCUCGUCAAGAUCAUGAUCGAAGCGGACGGCGACAAGGAUCCUCAGAAAGAAGAACAGGCUGUGUUCCAGUCGAAGCUGGAGACGUGGCGCAAGACGGAGCAGUUUCGCAACGUCGCGACCAAGGGGGCAUGGUUCUCAGAGCCGGAUAUGAAGAAACCGGUGAGUGAAGGAGGUUUGGCCUUCACUACGAAGAAAGUGCAGAAGGUCAAGGACUUCUGCGAGAGACACGGCUUCGUUCGGAAAAACCAGUACGAUGACGACGAGCUGGAGUACUGGGUGGACUUUCGAACGGAGGGCAGCCGCGGGACGAAUGAGUCGGAUGGUGUCCUGGAGAAGAAGCAAGCCGAUACGACCGGCACCGGAGGGUUUGCUAUGGGGGCUUUGGGCGAUGGGCCCAUGCCAGAUCUUCCGAUUAACGGGGAUGGUGCUGCGGGGGUUGCCAAGGACUCCGGCAAGGCCUGCUGCUGCUUUGGGGCUUCUUAA
This is a messenger RNA of Symbiodinium necroappetens, 828 nucleotides long. The record is from the annotation of a GenBank genome assembly. Lineage: Eukaryota; Dinophyceae; Suessiales; Symbiodiniaceae.